AAAAAAAAAAACAAUAUAAAUCACAUCAACACAUAUCGGUAUAUAUAAAAUCUAUCAAACAAUCCUCUCUCAUCAUUAAUUAUAGUACAAGCAGCAUGAGGAAAAAGAAAAAAAGAAAAAAAAAACAGUCGACAGUAAGUUGAUGCUCUGAGUUUGUGUCAAUUACUUGAUUUGUUUUUUCUUACUUAACCUAAUACGUUAAAUUAACUAAACAAUAACAAUCAUAUUCAGUCCAUUGUGGCAUGGAAUGUUGUAUUUCAAGUGUUUGAUAUUGAUAUUGUUACUGUUGUUGUUGUUGUGUUGGUGCUCUUACUCAUUUACUUCUUAAUAUGCUCGCUUUCGUGUGUUCUCGAUGCUUUACGUUAGUCAUUUGAUAGUUGGAUAUAUAUACAGUAAUAAUGAUAUAAAAACUUGUUUUCUUUUUUCUUCGAACGAAAUUUGAUUCUUUAUAAAUAUAUAAAAUGACAACAAAUGAUAACAGUGUGUCUAUGUGUGACGUGUAUUUCUUUAGCAUUUUCAUAUUUGAUUACAAUAUAAAUCAAUUUUAAAAUAUUUUUCUAGGUUUAAUUCCACUUCAUCUUGCUGGCGCAUAUUCAACAGGAUUACCAACUACUUAUGGUAUUCAACCAAUCUAUUAUCAACAACCAUCGACAGCAGCAUUAUUAGCUGCAGCUACAAAUUCACAAAAUCUUAAUACAUUAAUACCAAAUCAAACAACAACUUCAGCAUUAAAUGGUGGUAUUCAUUCGACACAGAAUCAAUCUAAUGGUGCACAAUCAUAUUAUGAAUUAACUUAUGCAACAACACCAACGAUUGAACAACCAUCGUAUAUAUAUACGACAGCUUCUGGGCAAACAUUUUCGUAUACACAAAUACCGACAACAGCAUCGCAAUCAUCAGCAGGUCCAGCAAAUUUAAAUGAUGUUUAUGGUAAUCAUACAACAAAAUAUAUUAUAGAUGAUCAUAAUGGAUCAGUUGAUCGUGAUCAUCAUCAACGUGCAACAGCUGGCUGGUAA
Messenger RNA from Adineta steineri, 1016 nucleotides. The record is from the annotation of a GenBank genome assembly. Lineage: Eukaryota; Metazoa; Rotifera; Eurotatoria; Adinetida; Adinetidae.